UAUUUCUUAUUAGCAUUAUAGAUGGAUUUUUUUUUUUACUGUUUUCACUACUCUACUAAAGUCCUAAUUUCCAGAUUGUCAUGUCAUCUCCAAGAUGAUCAUUAAUGUCCUCUUGUCUAACUUUUAUAUCUGCCAAUUCUUUACCUUAACUAAUUACAUAGAAUUUUCCAUAACUUUAUUUGUUUUUGUUUUUAUAGAAACUGGAUAUUCUUGAUUUCUUAAAAUUAUGGCAGACAAAUUAACCAGAAUUGCUAUUGUCAACCAUGACAAGUGUAAACCUAAGAAAUGUCGGCAGGAGUGCAAGAAGAGUUGUCCUGUGGUUCGAAUGGGGAAAUUAUGCAUAGAGGUUACACCCCAGAGCAAAAUAGCAUGGAUUUCUGAAACUCUUUGUAUUGGUUGUGGUAUUUGUAUUAAGAAAUGCCCCUUUGGCGCCUUAUCAAUUGUCAAUUUACCAAGCAACUUGGAAAAAGAAACAACACAUCGAUAUUGUGCCAAUGCCUUCAAACUUCACAGGUUGCCUAUCCCUCGUCCAGGUGAAGUCCUUGGACUAGUUGGAACUAAUGGUAUUGGAAAAUCAACUGCUUUAAAAAUUUUAGCAGGGAAACAAAAGCCAAACCUUGGAAAAUACGAUGAUCCUCCCGACUGGCAAGAAAUUUUGACUUACUUCCGUGGAUCUGAGUUACAAAAUUAUUUCACCAAGAUUCUGGAAGAUGACCUGAAAGCCAUCAUCAAGCCUCAGUAUGUGGAUCAGAUUCCCAAGGCUGCAAAGGGGACAGUGGGGUCUAUUUUGGACCGAAAAGAUGAAACAAAGACCCAGGCAAUUGUGUGUCAGCAGCUUGAUUUGACCCACCUAAAGGAACGAAAUGUUGAAGAUCUUUCAGGAGGAGAGUUGCAGAGAUUUGCUUGUGCUGUUGUUUGCAUACAGAAAGCUGAUAUUUUCAUGUUUGAUGAACCUUCAAGUUACUUAGAUGUCAAACAGCGGUUAAAGGCUGCUAUUACUAUACGGUCUUUAAUAAAUCCAGAUAGGUACAUCAUUGUGGUGGAGCACGAUCUAAGCGUGUUAGACUACCUGUCUGACUUCAUUUGCUGUUUGUAUGGUGUGCCCAGCGCCUACGGGGUUGUCACAAUGCCUUUUAGUGUAAGAGAAGGUAUAAACAUUUUCUUGGAUGGCUAUGUUCCAACAGAAAACUUAAGAUUCAGAGAUGCAUCACUUGUUUUUAAAGUGGCUGAGACAGCAAAUGAAGAAGAAGUUAAAAAGAUGUGCAUGUACAAAUAUCCAGGAAUGAAGAAAAAGAUGGGAGAGUUUGAGCUAGCAAUUGUAGCUGGAGAAUUCACAGAUUCGGAAAUCAUGGUGAUGCUGGGAGAGAAUGGUACAGGGAAAACAACAUUUAUCAGAAUGCUUGCUGGACGACUUAAGCCUGAUGAAGGAGGAGAAGUACCAGUCCUAAAUGUCAGUUAUAAGCCACAAAAGAUCAGUCCCAAAUCAACUGGAAGUGUACGCCAGUUAUUACACGAGAAGAUAAGGGAUGCUUACACUCAUCCGCAGUUUGUGACCGAUGUGAUGAAACCUCUGCAGAUUGAAAACAUCAUCGAUCAAGAGGUACAGACAUUAUCUGGUGGUGAGCUACAGCGAGUAGCUUUAGCUCUUUGUUUGGGCAAACCUGCUGACGUCUAUUUAAUCGAUGAACCAUCUGCAUACUUGGAUUCUGAGCAGAGAUUGAUGGCAGCUCGAGUUGUCAAACGCUUCAUACUCCAUGCGAAGAAGACGGCUUUUGUUGUGGAGCACGACUUCAUCAUGGCCACCUACCUAGCAGAUCGAGUCAUUGUUUUUGACGGCAUUCCAUCAAAGAACACAGUUGCAAAUAGUCCUCAGACCCUUUUGGCUGGCAUGAAUAAAUUUUUGUCUCAGCUUGAAAUUACAUUCAGAAGAGAUCCAAACAAUUAUAGGCCACGAAUAAAUAAGCUCAACUCAAUUAAGGAUGUAGAACAAAAGAAGAGUGGAAAUUACUUUUUCUUGGAUGAUUAGACUGAAUCUAAGGAUAUCAAGAAGCCAUUUAUUAAACAUUGACUGGGAUUUGUCAUAUAAAACUUUAAUCAGGUUUUGUGCCCCCACACACUCUGGAACUUGAAGUAUAAUUGAUGCACAUCAAAGCCUGUUGAAUUAUAAAUUGUAGUGUGAACACAGCAAAUGCACUUUUCUGGAGAUUUUCAUGAUGAGGCGCUUUCUGUGCAUAUUCUAAAAUGAAGACAUUUCAAGCUGCACAAAUUACCUCCAAGUUUUCAUAAUGUGUGGGAAGAUUUUCAAUACAUUUAACAUAUUCAUUGACCAAAUGGCUGACCAGUGUUGCUCCCUUAAAAAAGUCCUGCAAUUAGUUCCUGUGCUUGACUGGUUUGCCUGCUGACUAUACGCCAGUAUAAUGAAAUUGUCCUUAUUUUCUAAGACCGUCAAAGACUCCAUUAAUGAGAUUUGAUAAAUAAACCUGGGAAUUCUA
This is a messenger RNA of Ochotona curzoniae (black-lipped pika), 2492 nucleotides long. It is a transcript of the gene ABCE1, whose product is annotated as ATP binding cassette subfamily E member 1. The coding region runs from base 227 to 2026 and encodes 599 amino acids. Gene Ontology annotation, biological process: translational initiation; ribosomal subunit export from nucleus; translational termination. The record is from RefSeq and is a predicted model, not a curated record. Lineage: Eukaryota; Metazoa; Chordata; Mammalia; Lagomorpha; Ochotonidae. Gene Ontology annotation, molecular function: iron ion binding; ATP binding; ATP hydrolysis activity. The transcript has 17 exons.